Molecule: messenger RNA, 2707 nt
Organism: Elaeis guineensis (African oil palm)
Lineage: Eukaryota; Viridiplantae; Streptophyta; Magnoliopsida; Arecales; Arecaceae
Product: acetyl-coenzyme A carboxylase carboxyl transferase subunit alpha, chloroplastic
Biological process (GO): fatty acid biosynthetic process
Cellular component (GO): acetyl-CoA carboxylase complex
Molecular function (GO): acetyl-CoA carboxylase activity; carboxyl- or carbamoyltransferase activity
Source: RefSeq, a predicted model, not a curated record
GCACCCAAAGGGGGCGGACCGUAGCUCGGCACCCUUUGGAGUUAUCGCCCUUUCCUGCCAUGAGAUUACCGUAGGACCAUUUCCUAUUACCUUUGUUUCCUUUAAACGAUCAGAACCCUAAUCUCGAGAUCUCCGGAGCUUAGUUUUUCUCCGGACUGCUCUUAGUCGAUAGGUAGUAGAGAAGCUGGAUCGUGGAAUUCGAGGGAUGCAGGAUUCAGGGUUCAGCUCAUAUUUAGCAUAAAAGAGUUAACAGAUCCUGGUGAAAAUUGGGAUUUUGGAUAUGAAUUCGCUGUCCCUUUCACCUGCUGUUAAUGGUGGAGAGAGCUGCAGUUUUGUGUCUGGAUCAUACAUUAAUCUACGGAAGACAUCCCUAGCUGCUAUUCUGCAGAGGAGUCCAUUUAAUGGAAUUGGUGGAGCUUGGUUGAGGCAUUUAGGAUUAUCAACAGCUACAAAUGGGCGCAGGUUUUCUGUUUGUUCAAGGGUCAGAAAGGUACAGAAGCAUGAGUAUCCCUGGCCAGAUGAUAUUGACCCAAAUCUGAAAAGCGGACACUUGAGUUAUUUGUCUCACUUCAAGCCUCUAACAGAGAAACCAAAGCCAGUUACCCUUCCUUUCGAGAAGCCAUUAAUUGAUUUGGAAAAGAAGAUAAUCGAUGUGCGUAAGAUGGCGGAAGAAACUGGUUUGGACUUCAGUGAUCAAAUUAACUUAUUGGAAAGCAAGUAUCAGCAGGCCCUGAAAGAUCUAUACACACAUUUAACUCCAAUCCAACGCUUAAGCAUUGCUCGCCAUCCCAACAGGCCAACAUUUCUCGAUCAUGUUUUAAACAUUACCGAAAAGUGGGUUGAGCUCCAUGGAGACCGUGCUGGUUAUGAUGAUCCUGCCAUUGUCACAGGAAUUGGAAGCAUAGACGGCAAGCGCUAUAUGUUUAUUGGUCAUCAGAAAGGCAGGAACACAAAGGAAAAUAUUCAGCGCAAUUUUGGAAUGCCAACUCCACAUGGCUAUCGAAAGGCUUUGCGCAUGAUGAAGUAUGCUGAUCAUCAUGGAUUUCCCAUCAUCACAUUUAUUGACACACCUGGGGCAUAUGCUGAUCUUAAAUCUGAAGAACUUGGUCAGGGAGAAGCAAUAGCUCAUAAUUUGAGGACCAUGUUUGGCCUAAAGGUUCCAAUUGUCACUGUUGUUAUUGGAGAAGGUGGCUCUGGUGGUGCUCUUGCUAUUGGCUGUGCAAAUAAAAUAUUUAUGUUGGAGAACUCUGUCUUUUAUGUUGCCAGCCCGGAAGCAUGUGCUGCAAUACUGUGGAAGACCUCAUCAGCAGCUCCUACGGCAGCCGAACAACUAAGGAUCACAGCCAAUGAACUGUGUAGACUCAAAAUUGCUGAUGGAAUCAUUCCGGAACCUCUAGGUGGUGCGCACACUGAUCCAUCUUGGACGUCCCAACAGAUAAAGCUUAUGGUCACAAAGGCCAUGGAGGAGCUUGGAGGUAUGGAUAUAGAUGGGUUGCUAAGCCACCGGCAUCUGAAAUUCCGGGCACUUGGGGGUUUUGUGGAAGGUGAGCCGGUGGAUCCAGAGAAGAAAUUGAACAUGAAGAAGAAGGAAGCUGGCCUUGCUCAAGUCACAGCUGAUAUAGAGACGGAAAUUGAAAAUCUCAAGAAGACAGCAAGAGAAGCCAAGGGCAAGUCUCCAACUCGCAUCAUCUCUGAUGAGGCUCUAGAGAAACUGAUGGAAGAAGUAGACAAGGAAAUGACGAAUGCUUUUAUUGCAAUGGGCCUACAAGAGAAGCUGGAAGCUUUGAAGAUGGAGCUAUCUGAGUCUCCUGACACACCUGAUGAGAACCUUAGUCCAACAUUGAAGGAAAAGGUAGACAGGCUGAUGCAAGAAUUUAAGCAUAAUUUAUCCCACCCUGGAUCCUAUAUGGCAUUGAAGCAGAAGCUUGAGAUGUUAUCAGAGGCUAGAAGAAUGGAGCAGAAGAGGGUGAAGGGAGAGAAGCUGAAGAAAGAGAUCAAUGAGAAACUCCAAGAGGAGGCAAAGGGACAGAUGCAGGUUCUUAGAAAGGCAUGGGAGAAGGUGGCGAAGGGAGAGAAAUUGGACGAAAAUCAGAUCGAGGAGGUAGAAAUGGCCAAGGAAGAUCUGAAGGAGAUGCUAAAGUCAGUGAACCUGGAGGUGGUGGGGCCAGGGAAGAAGAUUGUGCCGACGGCCCCACCAGGCCUAGAGGAGAUAUUAACAAAGGCAGAUGAUGUGAUAAAGAAAGAAAUAGAGGCGGCAAUUGGUAAAGCAGGGUUAAGGGGGAAGGUAGAUGAAUUAAAGGCGGAGAUAGCGAGUGGUGCAAGUAAAGAUAAGGUGGAGAAUUUGCUGAAGGAGAUAAGAGAAGGAAUUGCUGCUGUAAUGGAUACAACGGAUCUAAAGAAGAAGGUUGAAGGUACUGUGGGAUCACCAGUACAAGAAACAGUCGGUGCUAGUAGCUAAGGAUGUGGUGUUAAAUUCAUGCUAGACUUAAUGCUGUUUAUGGAUAUCCGUAGAAGUCAUUCCCAUAGUACUUCGAGGAUUUUUUCCCCUCCAUCUUUUGUCCUUGAUUUUUCUCUAUAAUGGUGAACUUAUUUGAGAUUGAUUUAUGAAUUAUGUACUGAAAUGCUGGAAAAUGUACUGAAAUGUUUGAUGCAGAGGAACAAAUAAGUUUGAUAAAUAAAAAGUUUGAUCUAUGCUAGUGGAUUUAGU